This is a messenger RNA of Ceraceosorus guamensis, 1286 nucleotides long. RefSeq lists its product as hypothetical. Lineage: Eukaryota; Fungi; Basidiomycota; Exobasidiomycetes; Ceraceosorales; Ceraceosoraceae. Gene Ontology annotation, cellular component: cytosol. Gene Ontology annotation, molecular function: 8-oxo-7,8-dihydrodeoxyguanosine triphosphate pyrophosphatase activity. Gene Ontology annotation, biological process: dGTP catabolic process. The transcript is spliced from 2 exons. The coding region runs from base 221 to 955 and encodes 244 amino acids. The record is from RefSeq and is a predicted model, not a curated record.
CAUUGCUGCGUUUUCAUGCUUGUUCGCUUCGUCAGCAUCUCUCAACUACGCUCGCCCGCUGUCGAUGAAAGACAGGACCAGCGUCGAAGGUGUUGAUUAUAGAUGUCGACAGCGGUGCAAGAUGGGCCCAGCCGAGACGAAACGAAGGCGAGCUGAAUGCGAGCUUCAAGGGACGGUGGACAUGGACCAAACCGGACCAGAUGCGUCUUCUGCAUACGCAAUGCCUCGGGUGGGUGUCGGAUGUUUGGUGGAGUCUCACGGACUAGUCUUGGUCGGUAAACGCAAAGGGUCACACGGCGCAGGUACGAUCCAGCUGCCAGGUGGACACUUGGAGCUUCACGAGACGUUCGAGCAGUGCGCGAUACGCGAAGUUCGGGAGGAGACUGGCCUCGUCAUCGAUCAGACUACUAAUCCCGCUUUGAUCUUGGGCCAAGGAAGUGCAGCCAUUGGUGGCCAAUCACACGCUCGCGGCAAAGCACUAUUUCUUGCCGAGUCCCCGCGUAUGCGUGGUACACAAAGGGACGAGGAUUUCAUGCAUUACCUCACCGUCUUUAUGUACGCCAAGCUGCCUGAUCUCUACGACCAAUCUGGCAAUCGACCCGUCCCUCAAGUGCUCGAACCUCAGAAAUGCGAUGGCUGGUGCUGGGUACCUCUACGUGAGAGGCGCCUACAUCGGGUGUUGAUGCGGUCUUCUUUUUGCUCCAGCCAGCUGCUCAUCACGCAGAACUUCUUUUUCCCUGCAGGGUGGAUCAUAGCGCGCGCCUUGCUGGAAGAACCGAGUCCCAACAAUUCCGUGCUUGGCGCAAAGGUCGAAGCAGACAAGAUGAGAGGCAGUGACUAUCGCGAUGCGAGCAAUCAAGGAGCCUGGGAGGCAGCCGACGCCUUCGCAGGGGAUGCGCCGCUCUUCCAGCCUUUGGCGCUCCUUGGCUGGCACUUGUGGUUCGAAAGCGAGUAGACGACACUUGGCAGCAUGCCGAUUCCGAAGACGUUGAGACGUCGAACGAUGAAAGCCAAUGUGUAGUGCGUAACCGUAUAGUACAGCAGAAAGUGCGGACCAGUGAGUAGGAGCUACAAGUCGUUCAGACGACCAAGGGUCAUCCAGUGUGUUGUACAAAGCGAGCAAAGUAGAGGUAGGGCUCCAAGUGUGUACUAGCGAACAGGCGGACACCAACUAGCCUGGGUAUGUCCGGAUUUGUGGUCUAUCGGAAGAUUCUUCGGAGCUCCUCACCGAGAACGAGCUCGAGCGUCGAACUUGAGGCCGGGACCGAGGCUCUGAGGGAGGCGCA